This is a messenger RNA of Ilyonectria robusta, 1187 nucleotides long. Its product is annotated as metallo-beta-lactamase superfamily protein. The transcript has a single exon. The record is from RefSeq and is a predicted model, not a curated record. Bases 160 to 1059 code for a protein of 299 amino acids. Lineage: Eukaryota; Fungi; Ascomycota; Sordariomycetes; Hypocreales; Nectriaceae.
CAAAACUCAUUGAGCUCCGUGUGGCUUGUGCCGGCGAUCUUGAUGCCGAAGACCGACUGCCGACUACCGACACUUAUUACCAUGCCAAGCCCCAUCAUUUUUGGACGCGGGAUGAUAUAGGAGGAACCAACCUUUUAAUUCCUCAUACCGAACAACAAAAUGGACGCCACCGCCGAGGCUGUUGGCCUGACUUUCCUCUCGAUAGGCAAAGUUCAAAUCCGGCCAUCCAUGAAAAGCCAACCCAUCGGCAACGGAAUCAGAGCUCUACGUCUUUUUCGCUCUUUUACGGACCGCCAAUGGACCGAAGAGCUGCCAAUUGGUGUAUUCGUCAUCUCUCACCCCGGUGGACCAAUUCUUUUCGACACGGGCGAGUCGCCCAUGUGCAAUGCCCCUGGAUAUCAGUCAAUGUGGAGCCUCAACAGCUUCGUCGCCCAGACUACGAUUUCCGAAGAAGACGGAAUUGUGAACCAGCUUCGGGCGAAUAACAUAGCGCCUGGGGAUCUCCAAGCCAUUGUUCUCAGCCAUCUACACGGCGACCAUGCCGGCGGCCUCAAAGACCUCGCGACUGCGGCUCCUCACGUACCAAUCUACGUGAGUAAUGAACACUGGGAUGCAUUUGGGAAGCACCCAUUCCUGGCAACUCUGCAAGGCUGCACUCCCCAACACUGGCCAAAAGACUUUGCGCCAAAGAUGAUUGACUUCACGGAUGCUGCAAUUGGCCCUUGGAAGAAGACGCAGAAAAUAACAUCUGAUGGAAAGGUCGUUGCUGUCCAAACUCCCGGGCACGUUCCAGGCCACAUCUCCUUGGUUGUGUACGGCGACAACGACGACGGGACCACUACAACAUAUUUCCUAACAGGAGAUGCCACCUACGGCGUGGAUCUAUUGGAUAAGGAAGAGCCGGAUGGUAUCAACGAUAACCCAGCAGUAGCUCUGCAAACUUUGAAGACGAUCAAGGAAUUUGCAAGCCAGACUGACGUCGUGGUAUUGCCUAGUCACGAUGUCGCCACACCUCGCCUACUGAGAGACCGUAUAGUAUAUAAGCCUCGGCCUGUAUAAUAGUUGAGCAAUAUGUAUUUUUUUUUGUAAAUUUGCCAAUGCUCUUUAGGGUAGUCUCUUGCCGUCCGCUCUAGAACAGACAUGCUAAGCAUCCUUCGCGUUUAAUUCAACCGAGGCCACAUUUUGAC